Messenger RNA from Haplochromis burtoni (Burton's mouthbrooder), 2304 nucleotides. RefSeq names its product cell surface A33 antigen. Lineage: Eukaryota; Metazoa; Chordata; Actinopteri; Cichliformes; Cichlidae. The record is from RefSeq and is a predicted model, not a curated record. The transcript is spliced from 7 exons. The coding region runs from base 103 to 1596 and encodes 497 amino acids. Gene Ontology annotation, cellular component: plasma membrane.
CGUGAAGGUUAGGCGGGUUCUCGCUCUUGGACUGAAAGCAUAAACUUUCAAUUUUUUUAAAAGUUUUUCUGGAUUUUUAAAAAUUCUCUUUUAUAAUCAACGAUGGACAGGCAGCUUGUAUGGGGAAAGCUGUUUCUGAUACUCACAGUGCUGUCCUGCUGCAAGAGUAUUCAGGUGUCCAUUCCAAAAAAUGAAUAUGAGGCUGAAAAAGGAGGCAGCAUUGACUUGACCUGCUCCUGGGUCCCUGCAAGUCCCUCAUUGACCGACUAUGUACUCACAUGGGAAGCCUUCCCAGAAAUUAGUGGAGACCCAAUGAAACGUGUGGCUACUGCAUGGUAUGGCAAACCGGUUGAAAUUUCCCCAGCUUAUGAAGGCAGAGCAUCCUUGGACGUUGACCCUAACACUCGAGUGAGCACACUGCAUUUAACACAGCUCACCAUGCAGGAAAACCGCCAUUUCCAGUGCAGUGUCCUUAUAUAUGGUGACGAUGAUGGAACAACUCGUACCACCACCUCCCUUGUGGUCCUGGUCCCUCCCUCUCCACCAAUCUGCAAGCUUCAGGGAAGUGCAGAAUAUUUUCAAAAUGUUACACUCACCUGUUUGUCUGAGGAGGCAUCCCCAGCACCCACCUACGACUGGAAGAGCUUUAGCGUCGACAACAGUCCCAGACAAUUUCCACCUAAAGCAACUCAAAAGGAUGGAGUCCUAUCUCUCUUCAAUAUAACAAGGGAGACAUCUGGGUACUAUAUUUGCACAUCACAAAAUCGAAUUGGUUCUGCCAGCUGCAACUUUACUUUGGCUGUGAUGCCUGCCAGCAUGAAAAUUGGGUCCACAGCAGCUAUAAUAGGAGGAGUCCUCGCAGGGCUCCUGGUGGUGGGGAUUCUCAUCUUCUGUCUUUGUCGGAGAAGGAGCAAGAAGAAUAAAUAUCCUGAGGGUUCCCCUGAAGAAAUGAGGUAUUACGACCAAGAUGCUGCCGAAGGUGAAGAACCAUACUCAGACAACAAGUCAAACAGCGAGAAGAAACAGGCCAGCCAGAAUGAGGAUAAUGAUGUGGCACCUCAAAAUAUUUCCAGAGUCGAAGAAGUUGUGCAGAAGUUUGCAGAUGAUCAGUACAGUUACAAUAGCAGCAAAGAAAGGUAUGAAGGCAAGGGCAGUGAUAUAGACUCUCACCGGUACCAGGACGACCAGCGUGACCAUUAUGGUGGUAACCGGGAUCGUCUUGAUGAUCAACGCGAACGUUACGGUGGUAGUAGAGAUCGCCUCGAGGAUCAACGUAAUCGUUACGGUGGUAGUCGAGAUCGCCUCGAUGAACAGUGCGAUCGUUACGGUGGUAGCCGGGAUCGCCUUGAUGAUCACCGCGAACGUUACGGUGGUAGCCGGGAUCGCCUUGAUGAUCAACGUGAACGCUAUGGUGGAAGUCGUGAUCGCCUUGAUGAUCAACGUGAACGCUAUGGUGGAAGUCGCGAUCGCCUUGAUGAUCGCCGUGACAAUUAUCGCGGUAGCCGAGAUCGCCUUGACGAUUACAGUCGACAUGACCGCGGUGAUCGCUAUGGUGGUAGCCGAGAUCGACUUGAUUACAGUGACAGAAACCAGUAAAAAUCUUUUACUGCUUAAGUGAAACCUGCAAAAUGAAUUUAUGUCUUUUGCCUUGUCCCCCUCCCCUCAGCCCCAGCUGGUUUCUUCCUAUUAGAAGGGAGUUUUUCCUUCCCACUGUCGCUAAAGUCCUUUUUCAUAGGGGGUAAUCUGAUUGUUGGAUUUUCUCUUUAUUAUUGUAAGGUCUUUACCCUACAAUGUUAAGCGCCUUGAGAAGACUGUUGUUGUGAUUUGGUGAAAUUUCAAUAAAAUAAAACUGAAUUGAAUGCAUCAUGAGAAAAUAGAAAUAGCAACCUGGAAAGCUCACAAAACAUGUACAAACUCCAAAACACGUACAAACUCCGAAGCACGUACAAAUUCUAAAGCACGUACAAAUUCCGAAGAAUGUGGAAACUCCAAAGCAUGCACAAACUCCAAAACAAAUGCAAACUCCAAAACACAACGGAAGUGCUCCAGGACGCUAGGGGCAGUGUUAAGCAAAGCACACUGACUGUUAGCUAACGUCAGAUUUGACUCCACCAUAAACCAAGCAUUCAUAGUAAUUAAAAAGAAAUCAAACAAACAACAGUUCGCACAUUACCUUUCCUAUAAAGCGUGGUUGUUCUAUUCUUGCAGGUGUGUUUAUCCUAUCCAACUCCAUGUGUUUGCAACAAACUUGCCGUUUAUUUUGCAAAUCAAGCUCAACACUGCCCCUAGCAUCCUGGAGCACUU